ACUGAGCUAUCCGGGCUUCUGAAUGCUGUGUGUAUGUAAAUUUCUUUUUAUGUAUCACACAAAUUUGAUAACUUCUAGAUUCAUAUGUUUCGGGGAACUGGUUUGUGGCGCGCAAGCGCUUUAUGAGUACACGUUUCACAGCGCCUACGUUAGGUAUAGUUUUAUGUGUUCUUUUGAGCAUUUACUAAGAGCAAUGGCUUUAAGGAACACAGCGCAGGAGCGGAAUAUUACAACAUGCACGUUGCGAUGGUUAAACCGACCACCGCCGCCGCGGCCUUCACAUCCUCGGUGUGUCCCAGCAGAGCUUCCCACACACUGCGCGUCUCACUGGGGCAGGAGAGCACAGUGGUGCCGCUGGAUAAGCUCAAGUCAGCCAGGGUUCAUUUCAAAGGUCCCACAAUAUCCUACAUGGGAGCCAGUAGCUGAGAGGCAACUUCCUUCUCCUACUAAAGUCUCUCUGGACCUUGUGGAUAAGUUGGAGAGACUUGCUCUUGUAGACUUUGGCAGCCAGGAAGGUGUUGAGUGUCUGGAGAAAUCCAUUCGCUUCGCUGAUCAGCUCCAUGUCAUUGACACAGACGGUGUGAAACCAAUGGAUUCUGUUCUAGAGGACAGAGCUUUGUAUCUGAGAGAAGACACAGUAACUGAGGGAAACUGCGCAGAGGAACUUCUUCGACUCUCCAGAAUCACAGAAGAGGAAUAUUUUGUAGCACCUCCAGGAAACAUCCCUCUUCCGAAGAGAGAGGAGCGAACCACCAUGCUGAAGCACUCAGAGCUCUGAGAUCAAAAAUAUCCAGUGAGACAAACUGUUCCAAUAAACAUGUUCCUACUUAAUCUUACUGCUGUAUACAUUAACACACAUGAUCACUGAUAAAGUUUUAGUUAUUACUGUAUACACACUCACACACUACGGACAAUUUUCCAGAGAUGCCAAUCAACCUACCAUGGCACUCCAAUGGAUGGGUUGGCACUCCGUCCAGGGUGUAUCCUGCCUCAAUGCCUGAUGACGCCUGAGAUAGGCACAGGCUCCCCGUGACCCGAGAAGUUCGGUUAAGCUUUAGAAAAUGAAUGAAUGAAUAUUACUGUCUACAGGUCAGGAUCAGGGUGGAUAUGGAGUUGAUCACUGGGGUUUAAUUGUAAAUGACAUAGCACAGAUUUAUGUCAAAAAAGACAUAAUAGCAAAAGACAAAAGAUAAGAAAGGAAAUUACACAAUAUAAUGUCACCUUUUUAUUCCAGCCAUAGAGCUUUAUUGUCCUGAAAUUCAUACUCCAGAGCACAUUAUGUCCAAGUUUUAUCCAACUUUUAUUAGACUUCUUUUUCAGUUACGGAAGUCUGACUAUUUUCCAAUUGAUUCAUCUAAAGUUUAAUUUAGUAAACUGAGUAAUAAUUAUGAGUAUGCAGUAACUACUCAAUAAUCUCACAGUUACCAAAAAUAAUUCUCUGACCUUUAGGCAGUUUUGAGAAAGAUUACACACCUGUAAAAGCUUCAAAGACACACCUGUGAAAGAUUACCUGACAAUAAAUGAGUCAUUAACAUGAACAUUGCUUUUAAGAAUCGGUCAGAUGAAGUGCUACUAGGGGUCAGUUUUCCAUGCAUUCAGAUCUUUCUUACCACAUGGUCCUAAUUUUCAUCAUGACUUUAUAUUCUCAUUUCUUCACUGGAAUUUUGUCACUAGGACACAUUUGUAGCUCAGAGCUGCUGCUGCUUCUCUAAAGACAAUUAAAGAAUAAAGAAAUUAAAGACAGUCCUGUGCUCAUCUCAGCACUCAAUCACAGCCUGCCCAUGUUGAACACUUUCAACACAUCCAUCAUCUCAGGGACUUUAUCAUCUCAACACCGUUGUCUCUAAAUUGCUCAUUAGGGAACUAAAUCUACAACCAGAUUUCUGAACAGCUGCUUUCUAGAAAUGUUGAUUGUUAAAAAAAAUACAAUAUGUAUGUAUAUAUAAUGUACAUAUAAUAAAAAAUUACAUGUAUUCA
This is a messenger RNA of Tachysurus fulvidraco (yellow catfish), 1977 nucleotides long. Its product is annotated as glutamyl-tRNA(Gln) amidotransferase subunit C, mitochondrial-like. Bases 23 to 778 code for a protein of 251 amino acids. The record is from RefSeq and is a predicted model, not a curated record. NCBI's taxonomy places the organism in Eukaryota, Metazoa, Chordata, Actinopteri, Siluriformes, Bagridae. Gene Ontology annotation, cellular component: mitochondrion; glutamyl-tRNA(Gln) amidotransferase complex. Gene Ontology annotation, molecular function: glutaminyl-tRNA synthase (glutamine-hydrolyzing) activity. The transcript has 5 exons. Gene Ontology annotation, biological process: mitochondrial translation; regulation of translational fidelity; glutaminyl-tRNAGln biosynthesis via transamidation.